This is a messenger RNA of Callorhinchus milii (elephant shark), 5869 nucleotides long. RefSeq names its product cytoplasmic polyadenylation element binding protein 4b (gene cpeb4b). Gene Ontology annotation, biological process: negative regulation of cytoplasmic translation. Gene Ontology annotation, cellular component: neuron projection; cytoplasm; synapse. The record is from RefSeq and is a predicted model, not a curated record. The transcript is spliced from 10 exons. NCBI's taxonomy places the organism in Eukaryota, Metazoa, Chordata, Chondrichthyes, Chimaeriformes, Callorhinchidae. Bases 73 to 2262 code for a protein of 729 amino acids. Gene Ontology annotation, molecular function: translation factor activity, RNA binding; mRNA 3'-UTR binding; ribosome binding.
AGAGGGGAGGAAGGGGGAAGACGGGGUGGGAGGGUGGGAGAGGAAAAAAUAUCGUUGGGUAGUCACAACUCGAUGGGGGAUUACGGGUUCGGUUUACUAGUUCAGACGAAUAAUACGAACAGUAAGGUCGCCUUUCCAGUCAGGUACCAUCAGCCCCACCAGCAGCAACACAGCCAGAGCGCCACCGCUGCCGCCGGCUUCUGUAGCGCUGCUGCUGCCGCCGUCACCGGUUCGGCUUGGCUUUUCCCCGCUUCAGCCGCCCAGACCAUGCAGGAUGACCUGCUGCUGUCAGAGAAAUCCAAAUCCCAACAACAACAGCAGCAGCAGCAGCUUUCACCCAGAUUGGAUCAGGCUGCCUCUGAAGCAGUGAUACUGCCAGAAUCCCCUAAAUCCGAGGAGGAAAAUCAGAGUAUCGGCAACGGCGGCGGCGCUUCGGUGUCAACCAGUAACUGCAAGGACAAGCUGAGGAUGGAGUCGCCCAUUCUGUCCGGUUUUGAUUAUCACGAGCCUCCUUCGGGACUAGGAGGAGCGGGCACCAGCGGAGGAGCCCCGUCACUGACAUCCACGUCCUCUUUGACCGGUUUCAGCAACUGGUCAGCAGCGAUGACUCCUCCUACCAUGAGCGAAGAUAAUUUCUUCCACCAAGGAGUUCCUGCCGCCUCUCCGAACGGUACUAUGCUUUUCCAAAAUUUUCCUCACCAUGUCAGCUCCGGCUUUGGAGGCAGCUAUUCACCCCAGAUGGCUCUCUCUCAGCAUCACCACCCACACCCUCCUCCUCCCCCUCCUCACCAUCACCACCAGCAGCAGCAGAGAAGAUCUCCUGCCAGCCCACACCCAGCACCGUUCCCCCACAGAAAUGCUUUUAACCAUCUGCCUCAUCUGGUCAACAGUAUCAGUAAACCUCCUUCUCCCUGGAAUAGUUACCAAAGCCCGUCACCUUCAUCAUCCUCUUCGUCAUCUUGGAGCUCCGGCGGUGGUGUUGGUGUUUGGGGUGGCUCCCAGGGUAGAGAUCACCGCCGAGGGAUGGCUGGAGGAAUGGCAGCCCUAAACUCCAUCUCCCCAAUGAAGAAACCUUUCCCAGGCGGUCACAUCCCAGCGCAUAAAUUCUCAAGGUCCAGUACAGCAUUUCCACCCAAAUCCUGGAUGGAAGACGGUAUGCUGAGGAAUGAUAAUAUUUUGCCAUUUCAGGAUCGAACAAGAUUAUAUGACACUUUAAAUAUGCAUUCACUGGAGAGUUCACUAAUUGACAUCAUGAGAGCUGAGCAGGACCCACUAAAAGGUCGCCUAAACUACACACAUCCAGGAUCUGACAGCCCUCUUCCUAUUAAUGCAAGGACAUAUGGGCGAAGGCGAGGUCACUCAUCUCUGUUUCCAGUGGAAGAUUCCUUUCUGGAUGAUGGCCGUGGUGAUCAAUCUCUUCAUAGUGGCUUAAAUUCUCCUCAUUGCUUUCCUCACCAAAAUGGUGAACGGGUAGAACGAUAUUCCCGUAAAGUGUUUGUUGGUGGUUUACCACCUGAUAUCGAUGAAGAUGAAAUCACAGCUAGUUUCCGCCGGUUUGGUUCUUUGGUUGUUGACUGGCCUCACAAAGCAGAAAGUAAAUCCUAUUUCCCACCAAAAGGUUAUGCAUUUUUGCUGUUUCAAGAGGAGGGUUCUGUGCAAGCUUUGAUUGACGCCUGUAUUGAAGAGGAUGGCAAGCUCUACCUUUGUGUGUCAAGCCCAACCAUUAAGGAUAAGCCAGUUCAGAUACGUCCAUGGAAUCUUAAUGACAGUGACUUCGUGAUGGACGGUUCUCAGCCUCUUGACCCGAGGAAGACCAUUUUUGUAGGUGGUGUUCCCAGACCCCUGAGAGCUGUGGAGCUAGCCAUGAUCAUGGACAGACUUUAUGGUGGAGUAUGUUAUGCUGGCAUUGACACAGACCCUGAGCUCAAGUACCCAAAGGGUGCAGGGCGUGUGGCUUUCUCAAAUCAACAAAGUUACAUCGCUGCUAUCAGUGCUCGCUUUGUUCAGCUACAGCAUGGAGAUAUUGAUAAACGGGUGGAAGUGAAGCCAUAUGUCCUUGAUGAUCAACUGUGUGAUGAAUGCCAGGGUACCCGCUGUGGUGGAAAAUUUGCUCCAUUCUUCUGUGCCAAUGUCACCUGUCUGCAGUAUUACUGUGAAUAUUGCUGGGCUGCCAUACACUCGCGUGCUGGGAGAGAGUUCCACAAGCCACUGGUGAAGGAAGGAGGAGACCGUCCGCGACAGGUUCCCUUCCGGUGGAACUAAAAAAAAAAAAAAAUUUUUAAAUUAGAAUUUUUUUUUAAUAUGAUUCUAAUGGGGAGAUCAAGAGUGUUUUAGGCUCCAGACACCAGACUAACUGGGGGGAAAAAUAAGUGCAUUCUUCAUCUGCCUCAUCCCAGUUCUCAAAGUAUGUGUCUCUAAAAUUCAAUUCAGAACAAUUUGAUUCAACUAAACUUUAGUUUCAGUGCUUUGUAUAAACAACGGCUGACUGUUGAUCAGGCGAGAAGAGUUAAUAUACAUCUUAAUGGAAUAAUACAGGUUCAGUGGGCAUGAUGAUUUGUACUUCUGGGUCAUGUGCAUGCACACAGCUUGGUGCUGUACUUGAUGGGAAGUGUUGCAUUGAGGGAGCUAUGGGAUAGGGAAACCAGUUUUAAGCACCAUUUAUAGUUGAAUGGGCGGAAUCUAAACUUAAAACCAUUAAAUGUGAAGUUAUACUGCAAGCCUUUCUGUUUGGGUUUAAAUUAUAUUCUGAAGUAGGGAAAUAGCACUGUAUGAUGCAAGGAAAUCUGGAUUUGCCCUCAAAUGAUACAAUUUUCAAAAUUAAAAGACCCUUUUUCAUCAGUGUGGUUUUAAAAAGUUGUUUCUAACACACUACAAGCUUUACUAACGAUAUGAGUGUAUGGGGUACAUAACUUUGGUGUUACCCCAUCUCUUUUCCCCUCCUAAGAAAAUAGUAAGAAAAAGAGGGGUUUAGGUUGCUGCUAUGGUUGAAGUGUGCACUUAUUUCAGAAAUGUAAAACCACAAUUCUAAGAUCUGUUGCCCCUUUAAAGUUUACCAAAGUUGUUGAGAUUGACGUAAAUCUAGUUAUAGAGAGGCAUUUUCCUUGCUGGAAGAGAUUUUAUACCUUUAUUUUUUGAUGUUGCUAUUUACAAAGUUGACUUGAUCUACUAAUAUAUUGUUAUGUGUCAGCUUUUGCUCUCCAUUUUGACACACAAAAAGUAAUACCUCAAUUGUAGCCUUGAUUUAUAUUUUUUUAUUUUUAGUGAUGCUAUUUAAUUGCAAGAGACAAUAGGAGCCUUGCUGCUGUUUAGGUGGUAUGAAUCAAUACCAUUUUGUUUCCAGUAAAAUGGGAAUUAGUGAAUAACAAAAGAGAAAGCUACACUGCAAAACAACUAGAUGUAGCACAGCCUAUGGCUUCAGCUGCCUAAGAAUUUUUAUUUUUUAUUUUUAUGUGGAAUAGUAUGAAUGAUUGAAUGUUUACUUGUACACCUGUUUUGCAUGCACUAAAUAUUCAUACAUUUUCCCCAUUCUCUCCUGUACUUAAGUUCCCCCUAUUAAGUUUUUUGAAAAAGUUACAUUUUGAAAAUUUAAAUGGCAUAAAACAAAAGAAACAGCAAAAUUUGUUGCGUGUGCCAGGGUGUAUGCUUCAGUGUUACUGUAGGUUAGCACGUGGUGUCACAACACUAAAAGUGUGCACUAUGCAGGUUGGCUUUAUCUGGUGCUGCCCUUGCAGUGGGUGAGGUAGGUCGUAGACUGCAUUGAAGGAAUGAUCUCCUUUUAAUUAAUGUGUGAUUCAGCCAAAGUUGGUUAUGCAGCCGUUUUAUUACUUUUAUGUGAAAGAUGAAAGGUUAUUGCUCCUUACUCUUGCUAUUUUUUGUGAUACAAUGCAUUGCAUCUUUAAGCUCCUGCAAACCAAAGACUGGAUUAUUCACUGCUAACUUGUGACCCACAAGUAAAACACUGAAAAUAGCAGUGUAACUAUUCUUUUUGAAAUAAUAGGCUUUGCUGAAUUCAACCUAUUAAGAUCAUUAGUCAAAAUGGAGACAUUUGCUGUUAAAUCAUCAAGUUUAAUGCAUUUAAAAUUGAUCUGUGUUUUGACCACAGUGGUGACAUACUAACAGCAGCAGAGAGUUGCGAGGGUGCUUACCUUUUAGCUCGUCAGGGAUUUACUAUUAAAGUAAAGAAUAUGUAAUUCUUAGUGGCAAUGUUUAAGCUGUAGAAAGUGCUGGUUAUCAUCCUUUCUUGAUGUACUGGUGUGCUCUGGUGCCAUCCCUACCCAAUUCUGAUGUUUGUAGGUGUAGGAAUUAACAUUUUUGCAAUUUGACACUGAAAGAUAACUUUUCUACUGGUAGUUAAUUCCCUUUUUACAUAGCACAAUAUGCUUUUGAACUUUUUGGUACAUUUUUCUCUAACUUUUUUUUCUUUUUUUUAUAUACACAUACCAACAUUUGUUAUGCACUACUUUUGUAUAUCUUGUUUUUCCAACAGUGGAUAUUUUUCAGAUCACUUUUUUCACAGAUGGCAUCUCUUUUUGCAAUACCUCGAUUUUUUUUCAUAUUCUAAAGAGAGAUGAAUAGUUUUUCUAUGCUUAUUGUUCAAAGAUCUGCAAAUAUGGUUAACUUAAUUGUGCAAAGAAAUGAGUUGAAGCAAUCAGUUUUGCUUUCUUUCGUUUUAUUAUUUUUUUCCCCUUUAACAUUUGAAGGCAAGGAGAACCUUUGAAUAUCAUGAAUGUUCGGGAUCAGCAAUGCUGUUUGUUUGAAACUGCAGAGUCAUGAAGAAAAAAAACUAUAGCUAAGAAAUAUAUAACCCUCCCAGCUUCCCCAGCACCAGGUCUAGAUGUUAGUAAGUCUACAAGUAAUGAUGCAGAAAAUAUUGGGGCCUGGUUGCAAUAUAAGCCCAAUUCCCAUUGUUCAAAUGUGGAUUCCAGUUCCUUCCAAUACUACACUGUAUUUUCAACCAAAAUUCUUAAAAGCAUUUCAUUUCGACUCUUCCUCACAGUUCCUGUAUGUGUAGUACAGUAGCUGACCUGGCACAAUUUACAAUACAAAACACACACGGAACAAUUUAGCAGUAAACUUUUGACAGAUACAGAUUAUAAGGUGUUUGACGGUUNAAAAAAACAUUUACCUGUUUUUAAAUGGACAAAAUAAAAACGGUUUGAACUGCCAUUGAGUUACCUCAAUUAUAGAUAGUGGUGCAGGGCUGAAAUGAUUAAGAAAAAAAAUAAACAUGCAUGUGAACAAAAAAAAUGUAAACUUCAAACUUGUUUAUUGUGUGUUGUAAAGUUGUUUACAGGUUUAGAUUUCAUUUCUCACUUGCCCGUAGCAUGGCAAAUAUAUCCUCAUACACAGACCUCUGCAGAAUGCAUGAUUUUAAAUCUGAUCUUGUAGUUCAGGAAGGAAGGUUUUUACGAAUGCCAUUGGAAGGACUUGAUAAUUUAUUCUUUGUGUGUCUGAAUUUGAAGCAUUUCUUACAAAGUUACAGAAGACUUGAAUGUGGUAAAUUGUGGAAAUUAAUGUCAUAUUGUUAUGUGCAAUACUUUUUUUCUAACUUCUGAAAAAAUACUUUACAGUGUAAACCUUUAAUGCGAUUUUUUUUAAUUGUAAACAUUCAGAUUAAUAUGUUGUCCACAAUGUCAUUUUCUACUGUUAUUAUAUUCCCUUUUAUCUUACUGAUAUUUGUAAAGUCAGAAUAUGAUCUUUGUACUAAUAUAAAUAAUUGAAGUUAUUUUUAGAUAUGGACUAAAGGAAAUGUGCUUGUUUGCUUAUUUUUGUUACCUUACUUUAAAAGUGGCAACGACUACUUUUCUCAGCAGCAUUAUAAUAAUUGGGUCAAUAUCCUGGUCCAGCCAUUUUAUUUUUUGGUAUUUUA